AUGCACCCUCUAAAUCCCUUUCUCCGUGCCUUCUUUCGAAGCACUGUUCCGGGGCAGUGUAUACCCGUGGAGAACCAUGUCUUACUUGUUCCCACGACAGAGUGCCUUGUUGGCUCACGCGACCGGGAAUCCAAUCUUCAAUACUCGGACCUUGUUACGUCGGAGGAGUUUCUGGGGAGUCAUGUACUGCGGAUCCCGAUCAACACAGGCCCAAAUGGAAAGGAGGAAUCAAAUGUUCGUGACAGCAGGGGAAAAGCAAAGCAAGUAACGACAUUUAAUGGGAGGACUGUGAUAAUAAAGGAGAAUUUGGUCUACAGCAAUAAGGGCUUCAAAUCUCUGGCACAAGCUCAUCUUCUGUCCGAUGCCCUUUAUUACACCCCUCAGAGCGAGUCACGGCCAUGGCUCAUUUACUACAUCUCGCGUCCUUUGAUCGGAUCAUUCGAUCCGGCUAAGAUAAUACAAGCAGUGGUUCCCGGAUCUGAUCCAAAGCCCAUCCAGCCAGCUCAGCCGGAAAAAAGGAGCGGCAAUCAUGAAUCUGCGGGUUCUCCAAUGAAACAAGAGAUCAAAUCCUUUGGCGAUCUCUUGUCAAACUUUCCGAUGAUAGCAAGGCAAAUGCAGCCAGGCCUUGAACGUUUGUUUCGCGAGUUUGGUAAAGAACUGGGAAAGCCACUACCUCCUCCACCUUCAAGAUCACCGUCCGCUUCUGGCAGCGAACACGAAAACAGAUUUUCUCGAACGGAAACCUUGAUGGAUGAAAGUUCGUCUAUCCACAGCUGGUCAUCUCGCCGGGGCCGUUUACCAUUUAAUUCGGAUGAGUACUUUGAGGAUGAUGAGGAUCUCAUGCGUCGUAGUCUUGAAACUGCCGUGACUGCCGCAAUUGAUCUGUUCCGUCUCGUUGAUAAGCAACAGCUCUCUUUACUUGGCGCAACAACCGACCUGACUGGUCCCCUGGUUGAACGACUUAUUGAGCGUUAUGUUGCUGAACAAGUUCAUCAGCACUUACUGUUCCCUCGUCUAUGUACUUUCCGACAGCCAGAAGACUUGGAGCUAGACUCAAGAAUCCGACACAUGGAAAGCAUUGAUGUGACGCAAGUGGGAAUUAGUGCGGAAGAUGGACGUGAAGGCAAACGAGAACUGAUUCGUCGACUUAUACGCGGAGUGGAAGAAUUUCGAAAAAUCGCAGAUGCCAGAGGGCCCCAUGACAUGCUCUACAUAUUGCUAGAAACAGUCAAAGUGGUUUCAUAUCCUGGUAGCUACGAUCAAGUUGAUGGCCCAUCAACUUCCGAAAAGGGUCGAUCAUCUGUAACGAUCAAUGCCGAUGUUUUAGUAUCGCUCUUACUGGUCGUCGUGAUUCGGUCGCAAGUUCGGCAUCUUAACGCCCGUUUGCUAUACAUGCAACACUUUAUCUAUAUCGACGAUGUCGAUCAUGGUGAAAUGGGUUACGCGUUGAGCACAUUUGAAGCAGUUCUGAUGUAUCUGGUCACCGAUUCAGCCGGUCUACGUCGUGCAAGUGCUCGGAAUCGACGUCUAUGGCAAGCAACCAAGGCCGGUAGGAUAUCGGAAUUGAAGAAUAUUCUGGAGCCUAAUGAAGACCAUGAUUCUGUGAGCGAAGCCAUUCCUUGUGAGCCUGUGCGAAAAUCUGUUUUUUUCCAAACCGACAGCUCUGACGAGCUAGACGAGUCAGCCCUUGACACAUCCUCUAUGCUGAGCAGUUCAGUGAUCCUUAACCGUGAAACACUAGUAGAGGAUGCGGUUAGCGACGCUCCGCCAUUAUCCCACGUUUUUCCUUUUCAGACCUGGGAUGAAACAACAUCUUUGAAGAAUCUUCACCGACCAGUGAAAAGAGUAUCGAUGAAUGUACGUAGUAUGUCCGAGUCUUCGGCCGUUUCUUUCCUCUCCAGAACUACGACUGUUGGAUCUCUCGCCGGCGGAAUCGAGGGUGAUAGCUCUAUCGAGACACUCACCAAAACUCAAGAUCCAGCUGGAGACUCCAUCCCCAUGAUGGCAGUGGAAUCCCACCAGACUGAGGCUUUGAAGUAUCUUCUCAGCUUGGAAGAGUAUUACCCUUUGGAGGAUAUUCUUGAAGAUACAAAUAUCAAUGGUACAACUCUGCUUAACGCAGCUGUUCAGCUUGCGCAUACCGAUGUUGUCGAAGUCAUUUUGGAUUUCCUGUUCACCAGAACCGAUGAAAGAGUGAUUUCUAGGUAUAUGGCCAAGUCAGACGUGCAUGGCCGUACCGCUGGACAUUACCUGUUUAGCACACCUUCGUUACUAGUUCGGCUUGCACCUCUUAUUCCAUGGCGGCAGCGAGACAAGCAUGGGCAAACCCCACUCUUUGCCCUCUGCCGGUCUUAUGAUCACCCUCAAUACCGGUCCAUGGUUCAAUCUGCCUUGACAGCGGCCCAAGGAGCGCAGGGAAACGGAAAGCCUCUUCAAUUAGAUGAUCAUGUCGAUGCAAAGGGCAAUACGUUAUUGCACAUCCUCGGUGACCCCCAAAUUACAACUCGAAUUUUGCAAGAGAGUGAUUGUGAUCCCAAUGCUACGAAUGACAAGAAGUUCACGCCAUUGAUGAUGGCCAGCAAAUACGGGCGAGUAGAUCAAGUUCGAAUCCUUUUCAUGGACCCUCGAGUUGAUGUGCAUAUCAAGGAGGCCCGAGGGUUGACAGCUGUGGAGUUAGCUAAGGAUGACGAAGUAAGGAAUCGUAUUGACGAUUUGAUUCUUCUAUCGAAUCCACCAUCGUUGUGCGGUGAUCCUUCAGGCCGCGUUACUACUGUCGCAAGGUCAUUCUUUGUUGAAGAUGCAACUGUGCGCUUUAUUCUCAAAUCCGGAGCACCGUAUCCUCCGUCGGAGAAAAUAGCUUCUUCCCGACCAGGGUCAACCACUUACACGGUUACAACAUGUCGCCGCAGUUUCUCUGACUUCGAGAAUCUGGCCAAAUGGCUUUCAGUGGAGCAUCCUGCGUCCUAUGUGCCGUCUCUUUCUGAUUUCCGAAAUCCGUUCCAGAUCCAUUCCAAACCCUCGCGAUCUGUGCUUCAUGAUCUCCAGGAGAAGCUAGAUCGUUUUCUCAAGACUCUUCUCACCCACCCCACGUUUUCCACGCACGAAAUGCUUUGGGAGUUUUUCUUGGUUCCCGAAUUACAGCUCGACAUGAUGGCUGAUCGAUCUCGGCGGAAGGCAGCUUUGCUUACCGAGUCUAUUGCCGAUGAAUUCUCACCUGUCAGUCUUGAUGGUAUGCGAGAUACAGAGCAGUUUAUCUCCCACGCCCAGGAUAUGGUGCGUGGCGUACACGCCAACACGCGCAACCUCAUCCGGCGUGGACAUGCGCUUCAGAAUAGUGCCUCCGAUCUUGCAGAUGCCGUUUCACUCUGUUCAUCCGCAAUUUCCACCCUUCAGGAACCUACGAGUGCCCUCCCUCUGGCACACAUAGAAGCUUUCACUCGCUACGGAACCUAUCUGUCUACCUCAAGCUCCGACUCAUCUCCACUUCUCCAAUACAUCGCAGCCUUAACCUCGAUGGACAACACGACUGCAGCUAUACUCACAGCUCUCUCCCGUCCUCUUUCUGUAAUGUCCAAUUUAACGUCCACAAACCGUAACAUUGCUCGCUCUCGCUCAUCUCUCAUUUCUGCAUCGCUCCCUAGAAAGUUCAACAUCAACCUUCCCGGCUUUGAAGAAUCACGUCAAAAGUCCGCCCGUGAGCUUGAGCAGAAGAUCCGUGACAAUGAAGCCCAAGCUGUUCGUCUUGCUAAGGAGCUCUCAUGGAACAAAGACGUCGUUGUCGGUGAAUUAGCGGGCUGGACAACGUGGCGCGAGAAAGUCGGACGAGAUGCAAUCCGGGCAUUUGUGAAGGAGACGCUCAUUCGAGAAAAAGAGCGUGGGAAACGAAUUGAGCGUUGUCUGCUUAGUGUACGCGAGAUGAAAUAA
This is a messenger RNA of Penicillium taxi, 3924 nucleotides long. RefSeq names its product putative VPS9 domain protein. Bases 1 to 3924 code for a protein of 1307 amino acids. Lineage: Eukaryota; Fungi; Ascomycota; Eurotiomycetes; Eurotiales; Aspergillaceae. The transcript is spliced from 3 exons. Gene Ontology annotation, biological process: early endosome to late endosome transport. Gene Ontology annotation, cellular component: transport vesicle; plasma membrane; late endosome. The record is from RefSeq and is a predicted model, not a curated record. Gene Ontology annotation, molecular function: phosphatidylinositol binding; SNARE binding; guanyl-nucleotide exchange factor activity.